UGAUUUUAGACAUCCAUCAUUGAUAUGAGGCUGCUUGAAAUUUGAACAUAAUGUAGGCUGAAUGAAUAUUGUCUUCCUUAAUAUCUUUUCAGUGCUAUAGCCUAUAAGAUAAUUUAUAGUUUCGUAAACGGACUAGAUACCACCUUAACUUUUCCCGUAAAGUCUUCUGAUAGCAUUUCGAACGAGUUCGAGAAAUCAUGAACUUCCGCAUAUGUUCACAGCUAUGAACACCCCAAACGCUGGUUCAAAGCAUGAUACUUAUGUUUAUGUAUAUAACUUUAAAGACAGGUCUCCAUUUUUAGUGACAGACUACUCGAGUUGGACACAGGAUCAGUGGGGAGACUCGGAAUAUUACCUCGUUUUAAGUGUUCACGCAGCCCCAUAUGUAGCAGUAUAAUGGCACUCUCGGAUCAGUUUGAAGAGCUCAGAAGGAGGGCAGAGUCUCAACUGACUUUAUCAGGCUCCAUCCCAGAAAUUAGAACAGAUGUCACAUUGAUGGCCAAGAUGGCCCUCCCCCUGUCUGAGCGGUACAAACACAUCAAUGCUGAAACCAUGGUGUCAGAGAAUGCUGUUGGACAGAGUAGACAUGAGGUGCUGGAGUGCUGUGCACACCUGUUGAAAGCAGUAAGCAUUCUGGAGAAAUAUGGCUGUAAUCUCACCAGCCCCAACCGGCCCAAAUACUGGCGCAGUGUCAAGCACAACAACCCAGUAUUCAGGACCACUGUGGAUGCUGUCAAGGGUGGUAGGGAUGUGCUUUGUCUUUAUGGAUACACCAGUCAUCUCCCAGAUGGCCUUAGCUUUCCAGAUGAUGUCACAGAGCCUAAUGUUCGAAGGGUGGCAGAGGUUACUGUGGAAGUCAUGAUGAUGCGCACAGAGUUAGACAUGCUUGUCAAGGAGGUGCAUCCCCACCCUGAGUUCUUUGAGAGUGUUGGACCAGUUCUUCUGGAGCAGAAUAGCCCUGAGGAGGUCAUCUCUGAUGCCCUGGUUAUACCCCCCCAGCCUCCAUCAUCACCACUUAAACCCAACAUCACCACCCCUACCCCAGCCCUGGCCUCCAUAGAUAUAUCCUCCAUUCCCGCUCCACCAGCCCGGCUAAGUGCUGUCAGAUCCCCCUGCAGCGUCCCCUUCAGACACCCCCAGGGAUGUGACAUGUGUGGGGGGACAUCCACGCUUGUCUGUGCCUCCUGUGGCUCGAAGCCAUUCUGUGACGCCUGUGAUGCCAUCUGCCAUCGCCACCCUGUCAGAGCCAGUCACCGACGAGAUCGGGUUCAGGAAAACUGCUCUAUCUGUGGAGUUUCCCUUGUGUCUGCCCACUGUGUCACCUGCAGCCAACGCCUGUGUACUGAAUGUGACCAGCUGUACCAUUCCCAUCCAAGUCGCAGGGCACACGACAGACAGCCGAUCAGUCACACACCACUGGGAAAAGCUUUGAGUCAUUCGCUGUCUUCGUGGGAGUGUGUGCGCUGCACCAGAGUGAAUGAUGUCCAGGCUGUGUUGUGCAUGAGUUGUGAAUGCCCACGCUUGGCCAGUGCUGUCCCAGUGGGCUUUGAGGAAUCGGCGCAGUCUUCCACCAUCACAGAGUGGCAGUGCCGGAGCUGUACCGUGAUGAACCCUGGCAACAGUGUGUUGUGUACCGUGUGUGAACGCCCUCGUCUCGCCACGCGUCCCUCUGUCACCCCCACACGCCACCCGCCAUCUCCACACACACCACCCGCCCAGUUGGAGGCCACAGAGAACGAGUGGAUGUGUGAGCACUGCACAUUUGCCAACGCCAGGCCCUCAGGGGUCUGUGAGAUGUGCACCCUGCCCCGCCAGGAGCCUCCCAAGAGCCGCAAGCCCCUUCCUCUGUUGCCAAGCAACGCCAACGCUAACACUAAAGCCCAGACGCCCACUCCCAUGCCCAGGAACAUGCAACUACAGACACAGAAGAUCAUGAAGGAGGAGGGCCAGAAACUUGUCAAUCACAUCAGAGAAGGGGAGAAGAGGGGAGUGAGUCCAGAGGAGGUGUAUGCUGCCCUCUGUGUCUCCAGGAAUAGCAAUGUCAACCCUUCUGACUGGAUUACCUCUGAACUUCCCCACCUGCUGGAUGAAAUCUGUGCUAUGGCUGUGUCUGUCCAGCAAACAUGCGCAACAGCUAAGCAAAGUGAAGACUCCUCAGACUUGAGCAGUGGCAUGGCAGGAAUGACUGGAGGGCAAGUGCAACUGUCCAGAGCCGAGGCCAAACAGGCCUGGCUAACAGCAGGCGGCAACACUGAGAAGGCUGUGCGGCAGCUGUUGAGGACUAGACAAGACAAGAUGCAGGAGCUGCAUUCAUUGGGUUUCAAGGACCGAGCCCAAUGUGAAGGGGCCUUGAGGCAGAGUGGGGGUGAUGUACAUGGGGCUCUGUCAGUUCUUCAGCGGCCCCUUCUGGAGCCCUUUCACCAGCGCGUGUGGUGCAGUCAGCCAGAGGCCCCCAUUGAUGUCAACAACCCAGACAAACAGAGGAUGUGUCGCAGGCUGCUAGCGCUCUAUGACCUGCCCAGCUGGGGCCGCUGUGAGCUGGUUCUGUCUCUGCUGCAGGAGCCAGGGAUGGACUACUCUCUGGAGGACGUGGUGCAGGCUGUCAAAGAGAGCCAAGACCGGGACUUCAUCCGACGCAUGCUCAACAACACGUGCACUAUGUGCUUCAGCAAAUACCCCCUCAACAAGAUGCAAUCCCUGACUUCAUGUCAGUGUUUAAUGUGCUGUGAGUGCUUCAGGGAUCACUUUACCAUCGCCAUCCGAGACAAACACAUCAGAGACAUGGUCUGUCCAAACUGUGAGGAGCCAGACAUCAAUGACCCCGAGCACCUGGACAACUACUUCUCCACUCUGGACAUUCAGCUGCGGGACUGCCUGGAGAAAGAUGUUUUUGAUCUCUAUCACAAGAAGCUCACAGAGCAUGCACUCAUCCAGGACCCCAAAUUCCUGUGGUGCACUCACUGUACAAAUGGCUUCAUCUAUGAUGGUAACCAGUUCAAAGUCACCUGUCAGAGCUGUAGAAAGAGCUUCUGUGCCCAGUGUAAGAAGCCUUGGGAAGAUCAACAUGAGGAUGUGUCCUGUGAGACGUUCCAGGCUUGGAAACGAGAGAAUGAUCCAGAAUACCAGAGACAGGGACUCGCUGGCUACCUGCGAGACAAUGGAAUAGUCUGUCCCAGCUGUAGCUACCAGUAUGCCUUGACCAGAGGGGGGUGCAUGCACUUUACCUGCACGCAGUGUCGAUAUGAGUUCUGCAGUGGCUGCAACAAUCCUUUCCACAAGACUGGAUGUACUGUUGCGCAGUGCUCUGUCACAGGUCUGCAUGCCCACCACCCAAGGGACUGCCUGUUUUACCUGCGGGACUGGGAGCCAAAGAGACUGCAGGAGCUUCUGCAGAAAAAUGGAGUCGAAUUCAACACAAACCCACCCAAUGGUACUCAGACAGGAGCGUGUGGAGUGAUUGAACAGAAGGAGGAGGGUGGCCAGCACAUUGACUCUCCCUGUGGGAUUCAGACACAGCCGGAUCAGGCGGGACUCUGCGAUAAACACUACCGGGAGUAUAUGGUGAGCCUCAUCAAUAACCACACCUUGGAUCCAGCUCCACUCUUUGAUGAGACAGAACUGAUGGCUGCCUGCAGGAGAUACCAGAUUGACCUCAGGCCGGGAGAGGCCGAGGACCAGAGCAUGCACCAAGCAAGGCUUUUGCAGAAACUGUUGGAGAUUCCACUUGGAGACAAGGUCCCCCGAAAGAAAUAACUGUUCAUAAUGUUUUUUGAAGCAUUUAUCUUUUAAAUAUUUUCUUAAAGGAAAUAAGGAACAUGAUUAGCUAAAUACACAAAGAGAAUAUGUUUUUGAUAUGUUUAAACAACUGAAAUAGAAUCAUUCAAUGAAAGUAAAAAUCUAUCUUGUGUAAAAUAAAAACAAUAAAACAAA
Messenger RNA from Clupea harengus (Atlantic herring), 3930 nucleotides. RefSeq names its product E3 ubiquitin-protein ligase RNF31. Gene Ontology annotation, biological process: protein linear polyubiquitination. NCBI's taxonomy places the organism in Eukaryota, Metazoa, Chordata, Actinopteri, Clupeiformes, Clupeidae. The record is from RefSeq and is a predicted model, not a curated record. Gene Ontology annotation, cellular component: LUBAC complex. Gene Ontology annotation, molecular function: K48-linked polyubiquitin modification-dependent protein binding; linear polyubiquitin binding; ubiquitin protein ligase activity.